Molecule: messenger RNA, 1335 nt
Organism: Asterias rubens (European starfish)
Lineage: Eukaryota; Metazoa; Echinodermata; Asteroidea; Forcipulatida; Asteriidae
Product: tyramine receptor 1-like
Exons: 1
Coding region: 1-1335 (444 amino acids)
Biological process (GO): neuropeptide signaling pathway
Cellular component (GO): membrane
Molecular function (GO): G protein-coupled peptide receptor activity
Source: RefSeq, a predicted model, not a curated record
AUGUAUGAAACGCAGAUAAAUGACACCGUGGUUGUAGAACAGACAUGUUCCCUUGUAGUGGAGAUCUUCACGUUAGUGUUCUACCCACUGGUGAUGAUAGUUGGACUUCCUGGUAAUUGUCUCAUCCUUCGUGUGUACUGGGCUAAACCAUUUAAGACCAGCACAACGGUGCUCAUCAUGGGGCUAGCCUGGGCGGACCUCUUCUCUUGUUUGUUCAUGAUCUUCAGGGCCGCCUCAAGCUGUCUUUUAAUCAACCGACACAUACGUCCUGAGUACAACGGUUGCACAGAUUUGUUGUUAUUUACCGCGAUUGCGUCUUCGCUGAUGAUCACCAGCGUGAUCGCGUUUGAUCGGUACGACUGCGUCUGCCGACCACAACGGCGUUUCUUCAAUCGAAAACGGGCGCACGUUGCAGUGGUAUGCUGCGUUUUCUACUCGGCGACCAUCAACGUGGCGGGAAUUGUUGAACUUUUCGCGCCUUCACCGUUGACGGGUCAAAUAACACUGGUGUUCCAGGUACUAUGCUUCAUGUCUGCAUUAUUUAUAAUCAUUAUAUGCUACAGAAAGGUAUACAUAACCAUAAGAAAGCAUGUGAAAACUGGUAUAUUCCCCAAAAAGUUUGCAAACAGAAGACAGUCGUCAUCAAAAACAAACAUUAUGGUGACAUCGGUCAUUGAUGGUGUACAAAACAGUACUCCAAACACUAGCUCAAACUUAGAGGAUGCACUUGAUAUGAGUGUCCAUAGAAUUGACUUUAAAAAGGGUACAUUAACUAAGCAAGCUUGGAUUCAUGAACCUUCCUCAGAUGUAUCCACUGAAAGGAGAGUGACGCCAGCAAACUCAAUAUCUGUUCCAAAGGACAAUUUCCUCAUCAGAGAGCGCAACAUUUUGGCUGCCAACAAUGCUGGUACACAUGCGAGUACAAGUACAUUGGUAACCACUUCCGUGAAGCAAAGUAUUAGGCCUGCAGUGAACCCCAUUCAGGCAUCAGGUGAAAUGCCCGUAAGUGAACCCAGCCCAUCUGCCGACAGAGACGAGAAACCCCCGACCGUCCCCAAAAGACCCGUCACAAGCCUACAGCGAAAGACCACGAGGAUGCUGCUGAUAACCAGCGUGGUGUUCCUCAUCUCAUGGCUGCCAAGGUGGGCGUACGUUGCCCUGCUCGUAGUGGACCAAUCACCCAUGGUAGUUGUCCACCCGAAUGUCAUGCUUGGAGUGGGUCUGAGCUCCCUGUUGGAGUAUAUCAACCACGCCAUUAACCCGUUCAUCUAUGGCUUUGCCAACAGACGAUUUAAGAAGGACUGCAAGAUAGAACUGCAGAAACUCCGAUGUUGA